Molecule: messenger RNA, 2970 nt
Organism: Harpia harpyja (harpy eagle)
Lineage: Eukaryota; Metazoa; Chordata; Aves; Accipitriformes; Accipitridae
Gene: CEP95
Product: centrosomal protein 95
Exons: 22
Coding region: 45-2774 (909 amino acids)
Cellular component (GO): spindle pole; centrosome
Source: RefSeq, a predicted model, not a curated record
UUGUCAAGUCCUUCAAGGUUUGGAAUUCCUGGUUAUGCAGCCAGAUGAAAUUUACUUUCUAUUAUGUGGAAGAAAAAGUCAUCUCCCCAGCCUGUGGCACUUCAGUAUCCUUCAGCUCUCAAGUCCAGUUGUGCUGUGACUGUGUACUUGAACAAGACACUGAUUGGGUUGUUGUUGCCAAUGAUCUUUUAAGGAGCUGUCACGUAAACCAGCACAUAAAGCAUCUCUCUGAAUGUGGUGCUGAUGUGUUUGUUUGUCUUUAUGAGUCGAUCUUAGGAGAAAAAGUACCAGAUUUCAUAGCUACUCCUAGAAGCCAAGAGGAUGAUGCACAUAAUGUACAAGCGGUAAUAGAUUCCCUGGCAUUGGACUAUUUGCAGGUCAGCUUAUCGCACAUCACUGGUGAGAACAUUGUGAAAGGAGAAAGGGAAUCUAUCAGAAACCUCCUUGAAAUAUUUGAUGGUUUGUUAGAGUAUCUUACAGAAGAAGCCAGUGAAUCAUCUUUUCAGAAUGGAGAUGAGGCAACUGUGCUAUCCAAUAAUGAAAUUCAAAUUGCAUCUCAAGAGCAGCUGGAAAGCAAUGCUGGUCAACUUACGCAACCUUCAAUAUUCUCAUCAGUUGAAGGGUCCCAGUCAGAAUUUUUUGUUCCAUCUGGUGACGUAGAUGGAUCAGAAUCUACCAGUGAAUUAAUUAGACUUGGAGAUACUGCUCAUUCAUUUUCCAAGAGAGAGGAAGAAUACCAGUUGCCUGAGUUGUUACCAGCAGAAAAGGACAAGGGAGUGGAAGAAUCUAAAAACUCAGAGGCUAUUGCAACAUUACCUAGAGAGUUCUCUGAAACUGAAAGGGCCAUUGUAAAGGAAAAGAAAGAUGGAUCAAUGGAGUCUGUUCAUACUACUGAACCUCAACAAGAAAGUUUGAGUGCCAGUGCUAGAAAACUUGGGGAGCCUAUACAGCAAGCUAUUCCUUUGCUACCACCAUUUCAACCUUUGGAAGCCAGACCUCAUUAUCCUGGAUGGAGAGAUUAUCACAGCUCAGACAGCCAGUCAGCAGCUUCGGCUAACAGUCAAGGAAUGAAAAUUCCUACUCUUGAAAAGUCACUUACAAAAAAAACUGACGAUGUUUCUGAUAGUCUUCCUCUAUCAAGGAAAAUCCCUGUGGGAGACAAGGUGGUAUCAAAUGAUGCUGAGGACAAUGUGGCAAAGGUUCCUUGGGUAUAUGGGACUUCUACAUCUGCUUCCUCUUUACAUCAAAAACUCUCACUACAUGCUGAACAAGUAAAACGGACUCCAAGACCUGAAUCUAGAUAUUUGCCUAGAAAGAAAAGAUACGAAAAUUCCACCCCCGAUUCACUUGAAGAGUCUCUUUCCCCCAGAACAACAAAGGAAAAGCUAUCUGAGCAAGAGCUUCAUAAAGUGUCAGAAAAACUCUCUCACAGGUUAAAUGAACUAGAUUCAAUGUUAAAGAGAGCUUUGGGUGGGCACACUGGAGAAGAAGAGUUGACAGAUGAAGACAACCUGUCUCAGCACAGUGACAGUGUCAUGGAUUAUCACCGAAGGAAAGCUGAACGAGACAUACCACAUCUAAGGUACCCAAGCAGGCCACGAUCCCUUUCUCCACCCUCACCCCCAUCUCAGCAUCAACACUUUUCUGAGUUGGAAGAUAAACUUUGCGGUAACGGAACAGGCCAAAUAAGGAAAUUACGCAGCCAGCUGCAAAAAGAAAGGGAUGAAAGAACAAAAAAAACAAAGAUGGUUGCUAAAGCUUAUGAAGAUGAACUAAGAAUUUAUGAAGCUAAGGAAAGGCUCAGACUUUCCAAGCUCAGAGAAGUCAUCAAGGAAAUGGAACAAGAAUACAAAGAAAACAUCUUUAAAGAACCUCCCAAAAUGCCUCAGCCAGUGAAAGUUUAUUCUAGAAAAACCACACCUCGGAAUCCCAAAUACAGCCAGUGGAUUCCAAAACGAGGGACUGCGAAGCCAAAGAAAGCAGCUCCAAUGAAAGUAAGAGACGAUGACCUCCUAUUUCAGCUACUGGAAGAGUUUCCCCACCUACAUAUUUCCCACCAUACUAUGAAUAAAAUGUGGCAGCAGCAGCUUGCACAUACUGAACAACUUAAGGCAGCUUCUGGCAGAACUAGACCAAAACUCCAAAAUGAAGUUCAACAAGCUCUGAAGAAGCAUGAGCUUCUUGCUGCGAUUAUUAAAAAAGAUCAAGACCAUAACAAGAGACUGCAAGAAUUUAAGCAACGUAUCUGCCGACAGAAAUGGGCUCAGAAUAAAGUGAGAGAGAAACGCCAGCAAGUUGCUCGAGCCAGGAAAUAUUAUGAAGAUUACCGGGUUCAGCUGCGUGCCAAGAUGAUGCGGGCUAGGACACGGGAAGAAAGGAUAUUUAAAAAAUUAUUUGAAGAAGGCUUAGAAAUUCAGAAGCAGAGACUGAAGGACCUGAGAGCAUAUGCUCAAGAGAAGCAUGCUGAGCAAAGGAGAGCGCAUCAAAAUGAGUUGGAGUCUAUGGAGAACUAUUACAAAGAUCAGUUUUCCAUGCUAGCAGAAGCUUUAUCUCAAGAACGCCAAGAAAUCCAAACCAGAGAGAAAGCACAAGCACAAAUGCUACAGAAAACAAAAAGAGAACUAAGAUCAAGGAUGGAAAAGGAAAUACAGCAACUGCAAGCAGCAAUAAUGCAAAGUGAUGAUGACACCUUUUUUCAAGAACUAGAAGCAGACAGACUGAAAUCUAGACUUCAGAUGGCUUCCUUUCAGUAUAGCAAAAGCCAUUUCUUGUAAGACUUACGGUAACUAUCAUUGCAGUUCUCUCCGGCUAAGAUGAUGAGAAUCUGAGAGCUGCUGUAUCAGGAAGAUGGUGUGUGGCUGUUCUUCUCUAAAAUACCUGGUUUGUUGUUUUGACAUGUCAGAGGUGUAGCUGCUGCUAUCUGGGCUCUCCACAGCACUUUUAUGAUCACCAAUAAAGUGUUUGAACUAC